Molecule: messenger RNA, 3311 nt
Organism: Leucoraja erinaceus (little skate)
Lineage: Eukaryota; Metazoa; Chordata; Chondrichthyes; Rajiformes; Rajidae
Product: A-kinase anchor protein 2-like
Exons: 5
Coding region: 150-2612 (820 amino acids)
Source: RefSeq, a predicted model, not a curated record
AGACUAUAUCAAUGGACAUUCAGGGAGUUGUUGCAGUGGGACCUGUCAGAAGUUGUUCACCUGCUCUUAGAAGGAACCGGAGAUCCUGAACAGAAAAGGAGCAGAAUUCUUUGAGAAAUAAGUGAAAAGGGGAAAAACCGACCGUGAAGAUGUUUAAAUACACUCCUCCUUGGCAAGCACUAUGUCAGAUGAAGGACACAAAGUAUAAGAAACAACAGACUUAUGCGUCUCCAAUAACCGUGGUGAAUGAAGUUGAAUCUGACCGGGCCGCUACUGCCUCCAAGGAUCUGCUGCACACGGAGCCGCCAGUCUCUGGAACCCUUCCGGUAGGAAUUUCAGAGGGUGGACCCGAGUGGAACAAAGGUUCAGAGAGAGAUAAAUCUCCCACUGAAAUUACACAGCAGAUACCAACAGGCACUGAGGAUCAAGUGCAUGUGGAGGCAAUUGAUGAGCUCCAACUAAAGGAAGGUGAAGGCAAUAACAUUGUCCUCUCCAGAGAUCUAAAGACACCUAGAGAAACUGAGGACUAUCUUGAAGACGAGGCUCCUGUCCCAAUGCAGAACGCUGAGAGUAAUCAUUUCAGCGUGGAGAAUGGGGUUUUAGUCAAUAAGGAUGGUUCUAAUGUGAGUCUUCAACACCAAACCAACGUUUCUCCUAAUCUGACCCCAAUCACACAGAAUAGUUCAGAGCCUUCUUUUUCAGCCAUUCCAUUGAAGAUAGACUGUGGUGAUGAUUCCAUCAUUCAUGCAGUGAAGGUUACUGUCAUCCAAGACAUGAGUGACCAGGACACUCUGAGUAAUGAUGGACUUGGCGGUGUGCCUUCUGCAGUGAGCACAGCCAGGGAUGGAAAGUUAACUACCAUAAAAAAAGAAGCCAACUUUGAUCUUCGAAAAUAUGAUAAAGGAAAAAACCCAGUUAAACUCUUCUCAGACGAUGAGGAAAGAAAGUAUCAAACAGUAAUCAUUAAAGAAACAACAGAUGGUGACAACCUUGAUAAAGAGCGAAGGGCCUUAAUUCGAAACCAAGCCGUGAAGAAGAGCACCACCUUUGCGGAGGCACAGGUUUCAACAAAGUCAUUCAAUUUGGAAGGGACUCCAUCGGUUGAAGAUUUCACCCAGAAGCCAGAUGAAUCCCAGAUGCAGAAGUCCGCUGAACAUUCCGAUUCAUUUUCUUUCCAUGACGAGUCCUCCAUUUCUCAUCCCGAAGACAUCAACAGUCCACAAAAAAACUUUGUCGCUGCUAGACAACAGUUUCUCCUGAUGGAGAAGCCAAGGCUAGAAGAACCAACCAGUCCUCGGCCCUCUGCUCGGUCCCACGGGGGUUUGGGACAUUCUUCCGCGCCCUCUGAAUCUGCUUGGCUACUUCACGACAAGGGUGGGAUUGCCUUGGACACUAGUCCAACAAUCAUGGUAAAAGCUGUUAGAGUUGAUUACACCGACGCGGAUGAGAAGGAUAAUGGGCCUAAAAGUCCUGUGAGCAAUAGUGUGUUCAUUGCUGAGAAGAUUGCAACUCUGGAAGAUAAUGAUGGCGAAAAAUUUGGUUCCACUCGGCGAAAUCUGGCUGCCUGCUCAACAGAUGACCUUGAUUCUGGAUUAGGUGAGAUGACCAAUGACUAUGGUUAUGGGUACACUAGUGAUGGUGGGGCAUCAAUUGAAAUGCAGAACAUAGGAACUGAUAACUAUGAGUGUCCCGAGCAGAAGCCAAUCCUUGAAACUCCCAUUGAGAAAGAAAUCCGAUUAGCCUUGGAAAGGGAAGAAAUUCUUCGCAAGGAACGAGGAAUUAGCAAGGCAGUGAGCUCUGAGGAAAUGGUGGAAAUCAAGACAAAACCACUCUUAUCCCAACUAUCCCCUGGAUCUCCUUUCUUAAAAAAUAAAGACAAGAAUCGGAUGGGCUUUUUUGUACAGAGAGAAAUUGAAAUGGACACCAAGAGGGAGGAGAAAUUGAAGGAAGAAGGCAAAGUCAAAGGCCUGUAUGAUAAAGGAGUGCCUCAAGAAGUGGAAGAACGGAAAAAGGUAUUUGAGCAGCAAACAGAUGAUGUGCCAGUUGCACCACAGCCGGGUUGGCAGACCAGGUUAGUCCGCUCGGCUUCACGGGAAUCUCUAGAUGUGCUUGAUGUUCUAGAGGAAAGCAACUCGGUACAUUCUGACUCAACUGAAUGUCAGGACUUGGCAGAAAAGAGAUCGGAGUCCCAGCCCUACACCCUGCGACCUUGGAAGCCUCAGACCAACUUCCUGAUUGAGCAGGAAAUUGAGGACGAGCAACGUCGGGAGGCGGAGCUGCGGGCGCAGAGACUGAGGCAGCAGCCUGGAGGGAGUCUUCCUUCAGCAACAGUCUCCACAUUGGAGUCCCAAAGUCCCCCAGUGUAUCCUCAGUUGACGUCCAGAGAUGGAGCUUUGAACGGUGAUCGAACAGACGAUCUCCCAGCGACGCACUGCCAGGAAGAGAGGAGAGCGAAACCUUCUGGAAAAAAGGAUGACUCUUCGUAUGCUGGUAUCGAGCCUUCUGAUGACAUCAACACUGAGGUACUUGAAUCUACCAGAGUCACUCGCCGUAAAAGCACAAUGGCCCAGCGCUGGGAAGCGGGGAUAUUCAACAAUCAUCUGGACGAAUGAAGCCAGCCCAGCUGCCAGCAAUAUAUAAUUGUAUACAUAUUGAUAGUGAAAUUAUGGAAAGCACUGCCUAUUGAUCAGAAAUUAAGUUCUUUAUAGCACUCUGGACAAAUUUCCAUCUCUGAGUGACUCUCCUGUUUUCAAACAGUGACCAGUAAACUUCAAGAACAAAGACACAAAUUUGAGGUCCAAUCUUCUUGCCCCAAGUUUGCAAUCCCAUCCAACUCCUCACUUCGUUCUAUGUGAGUUCAAUGCUACAUCAAUCUCACACAUGUACUAUCUCAGCCACAACCUAAAUAAUACUAUUAUGCAAUGUUCUCCAUUAAACACAAACUGAGUCACAGAAACCCUUUUCCAGUAUCCAGUCUCCGACCUCGAUGUUGAGACCCAUGAUUGUGUCUUUCUUUAAUAACCACAGUGCCUUAUCAGACAGUUGCCACUUGUUUGCCAUGAAGGCAAUGGGUUAUAGUAUUCACAGCCAGAUUUCCCCCCGAUUCCCUCUACAUCACAGACCUCUUAGCAGCGUUUCUUUAGAUUGGUAAAUUUACAUGAAAUGCUCAGUUUCAUGAAGAGAACUAUAAAUAAAAAUGUUUGCUUUUUGUUUCUAUAGAUAUCAAUCAACCAUUUGAAAGAAAACAAAUGAAUGCUUGUGUGCCAUUAUUUAAAAAUAUAUAUAUAAAUAAAUUAGCAUUUGGAACAAAA